Molecule: messenger RNA, 2007 nt
Organism: Closterium sp. Yama58-4
Lineage: Eukaryota; Viridiplantae; Streptophyta; Zygnematophyceae; Desmidiales; Closteriaceae
Source: the annotation of a GenBank genome assembly
AUGUCAUUUCAGCGUGGCGUUAACCCUUGUCUCCUCCGUCCUCUCAUCGAUGCCCACUUAAAUUCCCCUAGUCUGCCCGAGGGCGCGUUUCUGAACGACAAUGUGGUGGACGGGCCCAUGGUGGAGAUCACGUGGGAGCCGUAUGGCGACACCUGCAGCGCGCCGCUCCCAGCCUCUUCGCUAGCCAUGGCAGGCCUUCCGUGCCAGGUGACGGCUGCGCUUGGGGGAGCGCGGCUCGCAUUUCACUACGACGUGCGACCUGCUUGCACCAUUAGCAAUCCUGUCUCGAGUCUCGUGCGAAUUUCACCAUUUUGGGGCGAGGCGAUUGGGGGUGUGCACGCGAAAUCAGGAUGCGUGGGAUCGAGAGAGCGGUUCUUCCAACACGCGUCGACCCGUGAGCCGAGAGUCUGCGUUAGGGCGUUUGGCAAGGAGGGAGCGAGCGACAUUGACGGCAUAUUGGCUAGCGUAUCAGACAACAGACAGCAGAUCCGAGAAAUUCUCGCGAAUUCGGGCUCACCUGAUGCGGACGUGAGCGCGGGAAUGGGCGUGGGAGGGUGCGACUUCCUGCAGUCAGGCUGCGGUUCCGACUGUCCGAUAUGCGCAUCCGCGGGUGCGGGAGGGCGCGCCAGCGAUGGCGAAGCCCCGCCGUGCCUGAUAGGCCUCACGACGGCCGCUCAAUUCGCGCGCAAGGACGCCACUCUGCUUGCCAGGGGGUUCUGGUCGCUGGACUCGAGGGCGCGCGAGGACGUGGCGCUGCUGGGAUCCAAGUUCCUCACGCUCGACGCGAGGGCGCGGGAGGACGCGGGCGUGCUGGAUGCGCGCGCGCGGCUGCGAGUGAGGCGCCUGCGACACCUGGCGCUGGGGUUGGAGGAGAGUGCACGCGAGGAGUUGAGCCGGCAGGCCGCACAGCACUGGCGAGAUGGCGCCCUCGCGGCGGAUUUGCGGCUGGCUGACAUGCGCAUGAGGCGGCGAGGGCUAGAAGACGUCUUCCUGGCUCUGCAGGUGGUGAAGAGCCUUCAUUCCGCUAUAGUCACACUGCUUCGCCCCGACGUCCUUCCCUCUACCGCCCCUUCCACCCCUGCUUCCACACCCUCCAACACUCCUGCCACCACCUCAAGAAGAAGCAGCACCGCUUUGAACCCAUCGACACCCCUUCAAGACAGUUCAGCUGUAUCCACCCCCUACUCCAGCCAAGCCGCCGUCCCACCAUCUUCCUCACAAUCGCGUCCUUUGAUGGACUCUCAGAGCGAGGGUGCAGAGGGGAGUAGAUUGGAGGAGGAUGGGGAGGAAAGGAGGUCUGUGAGCACGAAUCCCCUAACUCCACGUCAGCGGCAGCAUCCGCUAUCCACACUGUCGUUCAAGACGCUUGCUGCACUUGACGAGCUGUACCGUGAGAUCGGCCCGCACUCCCUCGCACCAGUGGAGGGGGAGGAGGACGGGGAGGAGGAGGAGUGGGGAGUGCUGGGAGUGGGGGGCGACGACAGCACCACAGAGGAGCUGGGCUUCCUGCUGGCAGCACUGGUGGACAUGGGCGAGGUGAGCAGCAGCUACGGCCUGGCUCUGCUGCACCGCUGCUGCGCCUCCCCCCACGCGGCGCUGCGCCUCACGGCCGUUGACGCCCUCUCCAGCGCGCCCUCCCUCUCCUCCCUCGGGAAUGCCGGCUGCGCCGUGCUGCAGAAGCUGACAAACGAUGCCGAUCCGGAGGUGGCAGAGGCAGCAGCCAUGGCCAUAGCACAGCUGCAGGAGAAAUGGCAACAGCAGCAGCAGCAGCAGCAGCAGCAACGGGAGGAGGAGGAGCAGGGCGGGGCAGCAGGCACAGGUUUAACCGGUGCCUUGUCUCUGGAGCAGGCAUUCAGCCGUGCCGCUGCCAAAUGGCAACGUGCUGCUGGUUCUGGGGGUGCAACUGAUGGCGGGCACGCAGAGGAGAGCAGUGAUGGCAGUGCAGAUGGCAGUGGUGAUGGAAGUGCAGAUAUUAAUGCUGAUGGUGACAGUGGUGGCUGUAGAUAG